Messenger RNA from Uranotaenia lowii, 4752 nucleotides. RefSeq names its product proline dehydrogenase 1, mitochondrial (gene slgA). The record is from RefSeq and is a predicted model, not a curated record. The transcript has 11 exons. The coding region runs from base 981 to 2969 and encodes 662 amino acids. Lineage: Eukaryota; Metazoa; Arthropoda; Insecta; Diptera; Culicidae. Gene Ontology annotation, cellular component: mitochondrion. Gene Ontology annotation, molecular function: proline dehydrogenase activity; FAD binding.
ACCGUUCACUGUCUUUGGAUCCGCGCUGGCGUACGGUUUGAGUUUCGUCUCCUGAUCGAAGUGCAUACGUUUUGUCGUCCCCCUCGCUCGAAUCUACCACUGCGAAUCGGUUGAAGAUAAAAGAAGCUAUAACGAUAAUUGUCCUCCUUUUGUGCUUACUGUUGUUCCUUGUGUCCCCUUUCGAGCACCAUUAUAAUCGCCCUCGAGUGUUUGUUCGGGGAAAAAUUGCGUGGAAAUUUUUCACAAACGCGCGCCCGGAACUGCUGUUGGAAAGUGUUGGGGAGCUGUUUUUCUUCGGUGAAAAACUGCGUAUGUUGAAUCGAUAGCAUACCUUGUGCCGGAAUCUACAAGGCGCUACCAUUCCUAGUCAAUUAGUACGGUGUCUGCAAAUUAUCGGUGGUCGAUUUAAUUUGUUUUUCGAAAUUUUCGCGAUAUCCCGGUCAUCCAUAUCCGAACCCGUGGCCGCAGGUGCCAAAAAGAUCCCCUUUUGGAGUGAAAAAGUGUUUACGUAAUUUCGUGAAUUUUCUUGGUUGUGUAAUGUGAAGAAUCGUUCUCGCGUGUGUGCAAUAGAAGAGUAUAAAAAGGGCAGCGCUACCGAGAGUUGGCAAGAAGAAGAAAACGGUUUUAGCAAAUUGUUCGUCGAAAUUCGCUCCGACCGACCGUCGUCGUCGUCCUGUGCCAUUGCCGUCGUCGUUUGAAGGAAGAAAAGAAAUACACCAAAACGGACUCUGCUGCCACUUUGGGUGUAGUUGUGUGAGCCCUUUUGUGGAUCAAACAGGAGCAGCAAAAAAGGUUGCAGCCUUCUCCCCUUCUCGCCGUCGGUCCGACCUUGGUCACAUAGCGCUUGGCCGUGCAGAUCCAUCAAACGCUGAACAGAGCAGCAGUAAACGUCAGGAAUAACCCAAACAGGCAGACAGACGACAGGCUCGCUAGGACGUUUCCGUGUCGUGGUAGAAUAAUCCUCCCGGUCGUGUUGUGUAAUGGCGUUUCUGCGUUCGGUAGCUCGAUGCAAUAGUCUGGUAUCGCGCAAAGUUUCUUCAUCUUCAUCCCCAUCGGUGCUUGGCAGUGGUCUUCCCGCCGGUCAACGUGCUGGAUUCUCGCUCAAUGACCCACUGCUGAUUGCCGGUGACCACCAUGCGUCCCUCGCCUAUCUCUGCCAAACGUUGGCAGGUGGACAACUUCACCAGCGACGGUUUCGUUCAGUAACGGCCACUGCAACGGCUGGAGGGCAUCAUGUGGCCAAACAGCAGCAGCAACAGCAAAAUGACCCAGGCUCCCCCCAUCGGGACCCGCUGGACGUCAGCUUCAAUGACCCGAACGCCGCCUUUAAGAGCAAAACAACGUUCGAGCUGAUCCGAGCCUACUUCGUCUAUCUGCUCUGUUCGUCCGAGUUUCUGGUCGAGAACAACAUGAAGAUCAUGAAGCUAACCAAAGCCAUUAUGGGAGAAAAUCUGUUCGUGCAAUCGAUGAAGAUGACGUUCUACGGACAUUUUGUCGCCGGAGAGGACAGAUAUAGGAUCGUACCGACGCUCGAGAGACUGCGAUCGUUCGGCGUCAAACCCAUUCUUGACUACUCGGUAGAGGAAGAUCUGUCCCAGGAGGAAGCUGAGAAGCGUGAAGUGGAGGCUUCUACAUCGUCCACCGGAACGAACCUAAUGGGCGAGGAAUCCUCGAUGCCGCAGUACAGCGUGGACAAAACGUUCGCCGAUCGGCGCUACAAAGUACAAAGUGCGCGUACCUACUUCUAUCUCAAUGAGGCGACCUGCGAGCGCAACAUGGAAACGUUCCUGGAGUGUUUGGACGCGGUCAAAGGUGCAACCUUUGGAACCGGUAUCACCGCCAUCAAACUAACGGCUUUGGGUAGACCUCAACUGUUGCUUCAACUGUCCGAAGUCAUCAUGAAGGCCCGUAGCUACAUGCGCGAGCUAGCCGGAACGCACGGCAACGUACUAACACAUCACAAGACUAUUCAGGAUCUCGAACGCUACCUGGAGAACGUGACCGACAAGAAGGAGGUCAAAAAGUUCCUCGAGAAGGUCACCUCGGACAAGGAUGGCAUUCUUCAUUUGUUCCCCUGGUCCGGUAUCAUCAACGAAGACUGCGAGCUCAGUGAUACCUUCCGAGUGCCUGAUCCCGUUUCCGGCCAGAUGCGACGAUUGAUCUCCCAGAUUCCCCACAAGGAGGAGGAAAUGUUCCGCAACAUGAUCCGGCGCUUGAACACCAUCGUUAAGGCUGCCCAAGACUUGGACGUGCGUAUAAUGAUUGACGCUGAGCAGACCUACUUCCAGCCGGCCAUCUCUCGCAUCACCCUGGAAAUGAUGCGGAAGUACAACACCGAGAAAGCAAUCGUUUUCAACACCUACCAGUGCUAUUUGAAGGAUACUUACAAAGAGGUUUGCACCGAUCUGGAACAGGCAAAGCGACAGAACUUCUACUUCGGCGCCAAGUUGGUGCGGGGAGCUUACAUCGAGCAGGAACGUGCCCGUGCCGCCGCCCUAGGCUACGAAGAUCCAACGAACCCAUCCUUUGAAGCCACUACCGAAAUGUAUCACAAGACGUUGACGGAGUGCUUGAGAAGAAUCAGGCUUCUGAAAGACGCCAACAUCGAUCCGAAGAUGAUUGCCAUCAUGGUGGCAUCCCACAACGAAGACACUGUCCGAUUCGCCAUCAAGAAGAUGGAGGAAAUCGGCAUCCAUCCGGAGGACAAGGUUAUCUGUUUCGGCCAGCUGCUGGGCAUGUGCGACUACAUCACUUUCCCGUUAGGUCAAGCCGGCUACUCGGCCUACAAGUACAUCCCGUACGGUCCGGUCCAGGAGGUGCUGCCGUACCUAUCACGGCGAGCUCAGGAAAACAAGGGCGUGCUGCAGAAGAUCAAGAAGGAAAAGCGGCUGCUGCUCACCGAAAUCACCAAGAGACUGGCCAAAGGUCAAUUGUUCUACACGCCAAAGGGCAAAUACACGCCAAUCUAAGCAGAAAAAGAAGAAGAAGAAGGAAAAAACCAAAUGCCUCCCGGUGCGGUGUUAGAACUAUUUAAACAAUUUAAGCUAUUUAGACUCUAUAGUAUGUAUAGGUUGUAUAGUGCUUGAAGCAUAAACUAAACUCGAGAUAGCGAUGUUACGUCCCAAGUGAGAUAGACACACCGAAAACACACUAAAUACACCCAUACACGUACACACUGGGCAGAUAGAACGGAACAAAAAAGUUUUAAACACACUGUAGUAGGACCUCAAAUUGAAAUGUGAAACUGUUAGUCGUACUGAAGAAUCCUUAUUUAGAGUUUUAGACUUGGGUUACAUGAUCAGGACAACCAAAUGGACUAGGAAUUUGUGAUUUCUCAUAGAAUCGUUUUAAAUAUUUUUGACCGACCAAGCUAAAACUGAACUCGAACAAUCGGAAUGAUAUUUGAGCUAGGUUUCAGUCUUGCCUGAGCGAUUAAUUAGUUAAGAAAAAGUACAGUCUCGAAACUAUGCAACCCAUCUCGAAAAAAAAAUCAACCAACUAAUCAAAAAGACGUCCCAUGUUUUACGUUUGUUUUUCAAGAAUAUCAUCUGCUUUUACUGCGAAUAAAUUUGUGAUUGUAAUUUUAGUUGCUAGUUUUAACGAUGUAAGCCCGAUGUGAAAAAUAAAGUCACAAUUUUAUCUGUUACGCUCAUAAGGCAGCUGCACCAAAGUGGUAUUACUUUAUUUGAAAAAUUACUGCAAAAAAACUCCUUCUACCGUAUUCGUUCGUGGAGUUUCUCAUCCAAGACUCAUUGUUUUCUCACUCAACUUCCGCACUGUUUCAUAAGGAAAUAUGCAAAACCCCCUAAUCAGAAUUUAGUUUAGUACAGAAACUGCCUCAGGACGACAAAUAGUAGCUACCUACUGCGUAAGCCAGUUACUUGAGAUUACCAUCAACCGAGAAAAAUGUGUUUUACCAAUAAACCGUUCCAGUUAGAAACAGAGUCUAAAUACAAAUCUGCAUGUUACACCAUUUCUUCAACAUAUCCGCGUUUAAUGUAUGUGUACUGACUGUCAAAACGUGAUUUCAACCACGUGGUCGUUCCGAGUUACUUUCAAUCCCGAAGACACACAUCUAAUUAGAACACACAACAUUUUUCUUUCAGCGCCAAACAUACAAACAGGCUAAGGAAUGUUUUAAUCUGUAUACACACAAAAUUCCAUUAUUCUAAAUCCCUUCGUAACCCAAAAAAAGAAAACCAAAACAACACUAUUGAAUGACAAACGCUUUCAAUAUGACACUGAUUACAAUUCAAAUGUUGACAAUAAAAUGUGAAGAUUAAAUCGUAUCGUAACUAAAGAUGGAUAAACUCUUGAAACUAAAACUAAAACCUGUAUGUAUAUUGUGUAUUGUUGUAAGUCGAAUCGUACUGAAGAAGCGGCGUGUGUUGUUGACAUAUUCUGUUCCCAGUAAAUAACCAAAGUUGCUACUUUAAAAACAUUGAAAGAAAUAAAAACACAAUUACCACGAAACAACACACGCACAAAGAUGAAAACAAAACAAACGAGAAGAAAACAAAGUUCUUACAAUAGUGUGAUGUGAAAUGCUGUGUAACAAUGAUUGGUGCAUAUUUUUAGGAAGGAUAACGGGAAAGCGGGCAGAACUUGAAAAAAAAAAAUGGAUAAUUUGGAACAACAAGAAAAACUACAAACAAAAAUUACCUAUUUCAAAUGUACACCAUUCUACAAGCGCAUAUACCUACUAUUAUGGAGGGAAAGAAAAAAAAACAACUAAACAAUUCGUAGUCACAA